GUGGGAAAGAUUGUUUUUGAGGAGAAAUCCUCCAUUUUGCUGAGCCACACCACCCAAGCACACAAUGGCUGACGGCUACGACCCCCAAAAGUCUCGCGUCGCAGAGGACACGCUGGCUGACUUCCUGCGCGCGCCGCUCACCGGCGACCUGACGGAGGUGCCUGGUAUCGGCAAGGCGGCAGUCGCGAAGCUCAGCGAGGCAGAGGACGGCGAGGAUGCCGUGACCAACACGUUCCAGCUUAUCGGAAAAUUUCUCAUGCUCAAGGCUAACUCAGACGACAACGACGACGGUGUGAUCGACUGCGCGGCCCACUGCGACGCCUUUUGGUUCUGGCUCAAGUCCAAGGGCAUCACGGCGUAUCGAAGCGGUAUUGUGAUGGCCAUCGCUGAGAAGGUGAACACGAUGCUGCCAGGUAUUUAUGACGCAGCAGAGUUCCAAUAGAACAGCAUCAAGAAGAGAGAGACUAGCGAGCACACAGUAGGUUCGAAGACAUGAUAUACGAGUAGGAGGAGAUCCAGCGUUGCUGGCAAUGAAUGAAAGUGACCAGUUCAUCUCGAAACGGCGAUUCAUCCAUUAGAUAGAGCGCCAUAUCUUCAUGCAUUGGCGUUGUGGUUGUAUGUGGGAUGAUAAGGACAAAAGUUUGACAUUUGCA
Phytophthora nicotianae INRA-310 is the source of this 653-nucleotide messenger RNA. RefSeq lists its product as hypothetical. The transcript is spliced from 3 exons. Lineage: Eukaryota; Oomycota; Peronosporomycetes; Peronosporales; Peronosporaceae. The record is from RefSeq and is a predicted model, not a curated record. The coding region runs from base 65 to 442 and encodes 125 amino acids.